AUGUUUUUACCAUCAAAAAUAGUUUAUAAGGAAAUAGAAAUGGAUCAUUCGGAUUUAUCUAACUAUGAUGAAAAAUGUAAUAUAAAAUUUAAUCCUAAAAAUAAAGAAGGAGUGAAAGAAAUUUGUAAAAAGUCUCUAAGAUUUAUAGAAAAAUCUCAAUUAUGGAAUACACGAAACACUAGUUAUGAUGUUUGCUUGCAAGUAAAUUAUUGGAUAUAUGGAAAAUUAGCUAGUAUUCUAGGUUCUGAUGAUACUGAUAAUAUUGAAAUUACUUUCGGUAGUUUUCAGUUAGUUGGCAAAAAUAAAAUGAAUACACGAGCACAAAGAACUUAUAAUGAAAGGUGUUACCCUAACUUCAAUAUUUUUAAAGAAAAAGAUUGGGAAAAAGGAAAGCAAUUAUACGAGUAUUAUGUUAAUUAUAGUUAUCUUUUUUCUAUGGCUCAAAUAUAUGCUGAUAAAUGUGAAUUUUAUGAGAAAAUUAAUGAAAUAAUUCCAAUAUAUAAAUACUUUGAGAGUGAGUGUUCACAUGGAGGUGGUAACUGUCCAGAUUACUAUAUAAAGUACAAGCAUCUUAAUCCAGAGAAGGAUUUAUCUAAAUUAAAAUGUUAUAAACAAUUUCAGAACGAAAGAUCUCUAGAAACUGAAGCUCUUGCAAAGGUUGAUUCUUCGAAUCUUCCUCUAGUAUCUCAAGCUGGUGGAGGUGGCCAUGGAUUGUCAGAACAUUUAGCCGAUCCUCAGAAG
This is a messenger RNA of Plasmodium cynomolgi strain B, 741 nucleotides long. RefSeq names its product CYIR protein. The record is from RefSeq and is a predicted model, not a curated record. The transcript has a single exon. The annotation marks the transcript as partial. Lineage: Eukaryota; Apicomplexa; Aconoidasida; Haemosporida; Plasmodiidae.